Molecule: messenger RNA, 1002 nt
Organism: Melampsora larici-populina 98AG31
Lineage: Eukaryota; Fungi; Basidiomycota; Pucciniomycetes; Pucciniales; Melampsoraceae
Exons: 4
Coding region: 1-1002 (333 amino acids)
Source: RefSeq, a predicted model, not a curated record
AUGCACUUAAACUUACCGGACCAAUAUCAAACGGACACGUCAUGUCUAUUACACCCUCAGACUCACUUUGUACAACUUCAAAUCAAAAACACAGCCGAUUGUCAAAUUUUGGAGCAGGUAGAUCUGGAUGCGUGCCAUCGCAGCGAUUUCUCAACCUUCAAGUGUACACGACUUCUAGGACUUUCAGACUUUUUAAGUGGUGGCGCCGACCAGGGACGUUCCCAUUCACAUGGAAGUAGCCGAAGCAAGUUUGGGCUCUUUGCUGGACUCGUCGACAUCGGUAAUCAAGCUCCAGUUGUCAAUUUCACGAUUCAUAGAUUGCUACAGACCAAACUGUUCAAGCUCGACUAUUCUGAAAACGCUCUUGACAAGAUCUAUUCCAACACAAAUUCUCUCGCCCUAAUAGCCUUCGGGACAUGCGCCUUUCAAGAGCUACCCCUCCAGGAGUGCUCUGUGGUCUUUUUUGAUAUUAGCCACUUCAUUUCAGAUCAACUCAUCAAAAGAUUAUCCCAUAUCGUCCAAGCCUUGUCGCAUUUGGGUCCGAAUGUAUUGAUAGCACGCUAUCAGUUGCAUACAAAGCAAACGGAAGAAGGCUCGAGCCCUCUCUGCGUACAUCACAGUAUCUUCCAUUUUUUCGACCGACCGAUUUCGGAAGAAGUUUAUUUUCACAACGCGGGUACGACUUCCACUGAUCAAAGUAUAUGUUUGCGCGAAUCCUUCAAGCCAAGUUCGACCAAACCAUCUGAAACGGGUGAUGAACAAAGUUCCUCAUCUCGGCCGGAUUCACCUUCUCUCGAUCUCACUGUUGUUGGUGUCACUCCAAACCCCGAGGAGUGUAAUCAUAAGCCGAUAAGUAUCAAUCUGCCCGACGAUGAAGAGCCAUUUGAGGUGGACCCAGAUAUCUGGCAAUUUUUACACAACAAACAACAACAAUACCCUCAAUACUGGCUUUCAUGUAAGGCACACCAAGACUCCAUAUCAUAUGCUAUGAGUCCAAGUUGA